AUGGUUGUCCCCCUCAAGGUUUUCCCCGCCAUGAUGGCUCCUCGUCAGGUGACGCGACCUCUGUCUACAGGCCAGCUUCACGCGUUGAUGCAACACAAGCAGCAGGCCCUGCUCCUUCUUCACCAGCAUCACCUGAAGGAGUUUUACAAGAAACAACAGCAAAUCAACGCGCAGUUGCUUCAACAGAAGCCGGGCAAUAAAAGCAAAGAGAAAUUGGCGCUUCAGCAUCUCCUGCAAAUCCAGCAGAGUCUUCAUCCACAGCAGUCAGUCUGCACCUCGGCAGCUGACACCAGAUCAGUAGAGUUGAACCACAUUUGGAAGGAGAUGACAAAAGCAGAAGACGAAAACAAGUGUGAUCAUGAAGAUACUGAUAAGACAAGCGAUGAGAGACAGACGCAGGACAUCUCGUCACAUUCUCCUCACAAGUGCUCAAGUCAAGCUGAUUUAACCACAGCAAAUGUGCUUUAUGGUCAUGGCGUCUGCAACUGGCCAGGGUGUGAGUCCAUCUGCCAAAACUAUUCCCAGUUUGUGAAUCACGUGCACUGUGAGCACAAACUGGAUGACAGAAGUGCAGCGCAGUGUCGAGUCCAGAUGCAAGUGGUUCACCAGUUGGAGAUUCAGCUUCGCAAAGAACGAGAGCGUCUGCGCGCAAUGACGGCUCACCUUCAGCUGACGCCUGCUCAGGAAUCCAACUCUGCACCUGCAAGAUCACCUCUGACCCAAUGUGACACAUCAGCUGAUUCACUACAUCCACAGUCUGGCUCACCCUCACCGAGUCCUCUCCAUUUUGUGGUCCCCGUCGGCACCGUGUCGCAAGAAGGAGGCCCAAAUACAUCAUUUGCUGGGGCGGUGAAACGCCGCCAUCACCGGUUGACCUACUCUACAGAAAAAGAAUGGGACCUCUACAAGAACGCUGACAUCCGACCGCCUUUUACCUACGCAACCUUAAUAAGACAGGCCAUCAUAGAAUCAGCAGAUACGCAGCUAACAUUGAACGAGAUCUACACAUGGUUUACGAGGACCUUUGCCUUUUUCCGUCGCAAUGCAGCGACCUGGAAGAACGCAGUGCGUCACAACCUGAGCCUUCACAGAUGCUUUGUGCGUGUGGAGAACGCCAAAGGCGCCGUGUGGACGGUGGACGAGGCGGAAUACCAGCGGAGGAGAUCCCAGAAGAUGAUGGGACAAGUGGAAAUGCUGAACGGGGGCAGCCCAUCUCACCUCUGCAGCGCCAGCAACGGGGCUGCUGUCAUCCCUUCGGGAUCCAGGGCGGGGCCCCGCUCAGCAAAACCACAAGCUGCAGGGCGAGAGAAGCACCAAGGCCCUGACCACCCCCUGCCCCAGACUACCCACUGGGCAUCCACCCUGCAUCCCCGCACGGGUGCCACACCACACGCCGGAGACCUGGGUACAACCACCUCCCCAGCAGGGGACAAAAAGCUUCACCCCAGAUUCAACGGGCCCCAGGAGGGCCUGCCAAUGACCCUGCUGGUAGAAGGGCCCUAG
Messenger RNA from Nerophis lumbriciformis (worm pipefish), 1503 nucleotides. The record is from RefSeq and is a predicted model, not a curated record. Lineage: Eukaryota; Metazoa; Chordata; Actinopteri; Syngnathiformes; Syngnathidae.